AUGUUCGGAAAUCAUAACUUGAAAUUAAUUAAACAACUAAAGCACAAUGGCCUCAAUGAUGGUAUUAACUGCUGCUCUGGCAAUCUUUGCAAUAACAAGGAUCAAACAAGUAGCAACGAAAAUCUCCUGAUCAAGACUCUCGCCAAAGCCACUAAAAAUUUGAUGAAG
Mesorhabditis belari is the source of this 168-nucleotide messenger RNA. Lineage: Eukaryota; Metazoa; Nematoda; Chromadorea; Rhabditida; Rhabditidae. The record is from the annotation of a GenBank genome assembly.